GUACCCCUUGUGUGUUAGCUCCCGCGUAACACCACCAUAACCACCAAUGAUAUCGCCCAAUCACCUCAUCCUGCUCUUCUGUGUGAAUUGCGCGUUUUUGGUAGCGUCGGAUGCCACACCAAAACGGUCUCCACUGGGAACAAUGCGCUUUGGCAAACGAGCCAUUGCUGAUGAAAUGACAUUUGAGGAGGAUGGAUACUAUCCGUCAAAUGUAAUGUGGAAGCGGUCUACUGUUGAUUCUUCGGAGCCCGUCAUUCGUGAUCAGCGCACUCCAUUGGGAACUAUGCGUUUUGGAAAACGAAGUGCAGAGCCAUUCGGUACUAUGCGUUUUGGAAAACGUAAUCCUGAGAACGACACACCAUUCGGAACAAUGAGAUUUGGAAAGCGUGCUAGUGAGGAUGCUCUGUUUGGAACCAUGCGUUUUGGAAAGAGAGAAGACGGUAAUGCGCCAUUUGGAACAAUGAAAUUUGGGAAACGUGAAGCAGAAGAGCCACUUGGAACUAUGCGCUUUGGAAAAAGAUCAGCUGACGACAGUGCUCCAUUUGGCACAAUGCGCUUUGGCAAAAGAAACCCUCUUGGAACCAUGCGCUUUGGAAAAUAAUUUCUAUUUUCACUUUUCACGUUUAUAUUAUUCUCGCUUCAACUAAGUUUUCAUGUUCAACACCCCCGCAGCAGUGGCACUCUCUUUUAACAUUAUUUAUCAUUCUGGCUUCUAAUUCAUACCAAAAUAUACCGAAACGAUUGCAUAAUUCUUGGGCUUUUGCAAAAAACUAAGGAAAAACGACUAUUCCAUAAUACCCCCUUCUCUGUUCUUCUCAUCAAGUGGUUUGCAUAGAUUGGAGAAUAAAUUAAUGUUAUUAUUCACUUUGUUAAA
Messenger RNA from Caenorhabditis elegans, 874 nucleotides. It is a transcript of the gene flp-3, whose product is annotated as TPLGTMRF-amide. NCBI's taxonomy places the organism in Eukaryota, Metazoa, Nematoda, Chromadorea, Rhabditida, Rhabditidae. The record is from RefSeq and is marked reviewed. Gene Ontology annotation, biological process: neuropeptide signaling pathway. Gene Ontology annotation, cellular component: extracellular region. Bases 47 to 601 code for a protein of 184 amino acids. The transcript has 4 exons.